This is a messenger RNA of Rubroshorea leprosula, 2217 nucleotides long. NCBI's taxonomy places the organism in Eukaryota, Viridiplantae, Streptophyta, Magnoliopsida, Malvales, Dipterocarpaceae. The record is from the annotation of a GenBank genome assembly.
AAGUCCGACGGCCAUCAUUCCUAAUUCGAAGGAUUCGCAGGUAUACCGGGAAAUCGGAAGAAUUCUAAUCUCCAGCGCAAACCCAUUUCCCAUGGAAGAAGACGGCAGAGUCUCCGAAGCCACGGGCACCAGCUCCGCCCUUUUUCCCUCGCAAUCAGCUGACCCACUUCACAUGGAAGAGGAAGAAUCAAUGUCUAGCCCCACCAGAGGCCCUAUUUUGAACAAAAAUCCUGUCCAACCAAUUGAAGUUGAUGAUCUCCAAAACCCUAGUUUCAGCAACUACAGCAAUCUAGUUAACUCGAUCGAAGAGGGAGUGGAAGAGGGAAGCAAUAGCCUCAAUCAUUCGUCUGAGGGUGGUCCAUGCUACAGCUCCGAUUAUGGUCCACCGCCGCUUAGAAGACCCAGUUCUCCUGAAGAAGAUCGCAUCAGCGCCUUGCCAGACUGCGUCAUUCACCACAUCCUCUCAUUUUUGCCAACCAAGGACUCCAUCAAGACCGGCAUUUUAUCAAAGAGAUGGGAAAAGUUGUGGUCCUUCGUUCCCAACCUUAGAUUCCGUGUUCUUGACGAUGAACCUCAACCUCACAAAUUGUUUAGGAUGAUUGAUGGAACCCUGAUUCUCUACUCUUCAACCAAAAUCAGGAAAUUCGUGCUUCGUUUUGACUACGAGAUGUUCACGAGAGAAGUCCCAAAGUCGGAUAUGGAUUCUUUUAUUGAUUUAUGGCUCCGCUUCGCUGCCAGACGAAAUGUGCAGGAGCUCUGUUUGAAAUUCUGUGCGAAGAGAUACCUAAUGGGGAAAGAAAUGUUAGCUGAUGAAGAUUUUGAUCGUUACACUAUGCCUCAAUUUUUAUUUGAUGAUUCUUCACUGACGAAAUUAAGAUCGAGAUUUUGUGAUUAUGUCUCUAAAGGGCAAGUGUCUUGGAAAUCCCUCAAGGUUUUGACCAUUAGGAGUGCAGUGUUGACUAAUGGUAUGCUUCAAAGAAUCUUGUUAGGUAGUCCAGUGCUCGAAGAAUUGGAAUUGAGUGACUGUUGGGAUAUAACUAGUGUCAAUGUUAUUUCAAGUGCUCCUAAUCUGAAGUCUUUGGGAAUUUUGGGACAUUGGGAGGGAACCAAGUGUCAUUUGUUGGAUGUAUCUUCCUUAAUUGAUGCCCAUAUUGAUUUUGCAUUAUAUGAGUAUGGUGUUAGUAACAAUUCACAUGAUGCAUUUAUGGAGACUACGAAUGCACUGCUUCAGAAAAUCAAUCAUGUGGAGCUACUUACUAUUGGGAUUGGAUGUAUUCAAGCUUUAUCAAUGGCGGAGGAUAGAGGAUUACCUUCUCCUUUCUUUAACUGCAAUUGGAAGUGCUUAACUGUUAAGACACCGAUCGUACUCGAGUUGAAUCUCCCUGGGAUGGCAAAUUUCCCUAGGAUGGCAGGUUUGCUUCAGAAUGCACCAAAUCUGGAGAAAUUAGUUGUAGAUCGGACCAGUUGGUUUUAUGGCAGUGUUUACUUUAGUUUGAUUCAUCCCACCGAAGAGAAUUUCCAGACAUCACGGGCGAGAAGUUUUAGUUGCUUGCUCAGGCAUCUGAAGGCUAUUGAGUUAGUUGAACCUUAUAUAGACGCAAAUUAUCCUGGUUACCUAUAUGAGUUUUUGCAAUUUGUCCUUCAGAAUGCAAUGGUUCUGGAAAAGAUGGUUGUACCCUCAUGGCAUUAUGAAGCUGCUCGAAAACUGUUAAGCUUUCCAAGAGCCUCACCACAUGCUGUGAUUUUGCUAUCCAAACCAUGAACUAAAUCUUGGGAAAGUUCUCAUAUUGUUCCCUUUUUGGAUUUAUCAACAGCAUCUAGUGAGAACUAUAAAGAAACCUCUUUCUGUAACAUGAUAACUCAAUUGGUUGAAUGCAAGUUCUUUGUUUUGGCUCAACUCCUUAGUAACCAAUAGACUUGAUAUUGUUUUUCUUUGUUCUCCCCAGAAUACUUUUCUAAAAUGUAAAUGAAAGUAAAGUUGCCAAGAUCAAUGUCCUAUUGUUUUUCUUUUCUCUGUCUCAAAUUGUAUCGUUCUUUUUUCUUGGUUUUCUUCUUCCAAUGGCUUCGAGAUUCAUCAAGUGUGUGACAGCGGGAGAUGGGGCUGUUGGCAAGACCUGCAUGCUUAUUGCAAUGCUUAUUACAAUGGGAUUUCGAGUGGCAGCGAUUAUUGCAAGAGGCAGGAACCAGAAGUUAGGGGAAUAAUGGCUUAAAAUAUGU